Messenger RNA from Nanorana parkeri, 2182 nucleotides. RefSeq names its product SUN domain-containing protein 2-like. The record is from RefSeq and is a predicted model, not a curated record. Gene Ontology annotation, biological process: nuclear envelope organization. Gene Ontology annotation, molecular function: protein-membrane adaptor activity. Gene Ontology annotation, cellular component: nuclear envelope; meiotic nuclear membrane microtubule tethering complex. Lineage: Eukaryota; Metazoa; Chordata; Amphibia; Anura; Dicroglossidae.
AUGGCUAACAUUCAGCAAAUGUUCCACUGUUUCAUCGUCGGUGAAGACAACAGAAACUUCCUAGGUUCUGAUGAUGACGGACUCAAAUCUCUGCCUACGGAAGAAGUUAUUGACCUUCUCACUAGAACUCAGAACAUGCUUGCUACUGCCAAACUCAGGCUUCACAAAAUCAUCUCCAACAGCAACAAGCUAAUGAGAGCCUUUACCUAUGAUGACUAUGCGCUAUCAUUACUGUUUUUCCUUCCAUUCGAUGGUCGUGUAUUCAGACUCUUAUACUGGUGGAUUGGUACGAUGUGGUAUCGUAUUACAACCUCUGCUUCUCUCCUUGAUGUAUUUAUUUUAACCCGGCCUUAUAGUUUUCUAAAGAAAGCACUUUUGAUCCUACUCCUUCUUCUGAUUUUGGCUCCGAUGGCUAUUGGGUUAUGGCAUUACCCAUUUGGACUCCAUGGUUUCUUAUCUGUUCCAAUGGCUGCAUUUUCUGGCUCACAAAAAACUGUGAAAGACAGUGUCUUAAGAGAACACAGUCCAGGACCCCAAAUACAGCCUCUAAAAUUCCAGGCUGAUUUAAUGUCCCGCAUGGAGUUUCUAGAGAAGAGGUUUCAGGGCCUAGAGGAUGAGCAAAAAUUGUUAAGAAGUAUGGAACCUGCCCCCACAACAGACACAGGCAUGAGUCGAAAAGAGGUUCUUCAGAUCUUCAAAGACUUGUCCAGCAACAAAGAUUCAGCCUUAAGAGAACAGAUUCUGCAGGAAAGCACAGAGACGACAAAGAGUGCACUGAUAGGACUGAGACAGGAGCAACAUGAUCAUCUCCAGGGCAUUCUUCAAAAAAUUCAUCAGAUAUCCAAGGAUGCAGAAGACCAGAUUUUGCAGCUAAGGGCAGAGGUUAAAAGUCCUCAGGACAGUUUAAGGGAGAAUUUCCUGCAAAAUUUAGGAAAAUUGGAAACAAAACUCCUACAUCUGCAGCAAGAGUUGGUAUCUGUUAGAAAGACCCAGGGUGACGUUUCUCAGCAAAUGGCAGCCAUUCCUGGCCAGAUAAAAGGAGUCAGAGAUGAGGUUCAAGCUCUCUUUCCAACAUGGCUCCUGAGUAACUUGGAGAAAGAGAACACUGGUUUUAGUUCACUCUCAGAUAUCUUCCUCCGCCGGGAUGAGCUGCAGAAACCUUUAAUGGAACUGGAAAAGAAAAUCCUUGCUGUUGUGGCUGCAGACAAGAAGCUACAGGGAUCCCAUGCUCAGAUAACCAUAGAGCGGGAAAUACAGUCAAGUGGACUGUCUGGAUUAUCCCGGGAGGAGGUGUACGAAAUUGUAAAUCGUGCCCUACAGAGAUAUAGUGAGGACCGAAUUGGAUUGGUGGAUUAUGCUCUGGAAUCGUCAGGAGCCAGUGUUCUAAACACUAGAUGCUCUGAGACCUAUGAAACCAAAACUGCCCUGCUCAGUCUGUUUGGGGUUCCACUAUGGUACCAAUCACAGUCCCCACGAGUCAUCCUUCAGCCAGAUUCAAACCCAGGUAACUGCUGGGCUUUCAGAGGAUCCCAAGGGUAUGCUGUAGUUCGCUUGUCUAGUCACAUCCAACCAACAGCUGUCACUCUAGAUCACAUCCCUCGUUCUUUGUCACCAAAGUCAACAAUUUCAAGUGCUCCAAAGGACUUUGCUGUAUAUGGUUUGGAAGAAGAAACACAGAAAGAAGGUAUUCUUCUUGGAAACUUCACCUACAGGCAAGAUGGAAAUCCUAUUCAGACUUUUUCUAUAAAGGGUGAAAACAUUUCCACUUAUGAGCUAGUGGAACUGAGAAUACAGAGCAACUGGGGCCAUCCCGAAUAUACCUGUGUCUACCGAUUCCGCGUCCAUGGAGAAGCAAAAGUGUAGCAAAAUGUUGGUGAUAAUGGAUGUUAAAUGGCCCGGGAAAGGCCUUAGAAGAAUAGUAUUGUCUUGCUGAGCAGCGUUUGCUCUGUACUGCCAGCAUGACUGGAUGCAGUAUAUAAAAAAAUGACUGCCUCACUGCUGCAUUGUCUAAACUGAUUUCCCAGGAAUACUGCUAGGUAAUACCCCAGAAAGGCUGUUGAACAGCUUUUGUGCAACCUUCAUAAAGAAGAGACUACAGUGGUCUAUAUAAUUAAUUUGAUAAGCAUCUGUGUGAGAAACGGAAUGUGUACAGUUUCUUUAAACCUUUUUAUAUUCAUAGUAU